AUGCGUGUUGCAAACACCGCAGUCAUAAGAGAACCGUAUCAGAUACCAACUCUGGAAGAAGUGCUGCAUGAGUUCAACGGGUGCACAGUGUUCACAAAGCUGGACCUGAACAAGGGAUACCACCAAAUUGCUCUAGACGAGGCUAGCAGAGACCUUACGGCCUUUGCAACACACCGUGGUAUAUUCAGAUUCACAAGGCUGAUAUAUGGAAUCGCCUCUGCCGCUGAACAGUAUCAACGAGAAUUGGAACUUGCACUAUCAGGACUAUCUAAAGUACGUAACAUCUCAGAUGAUAUCAUUAUUGGUGGCACUAGUAAUCAAGAUCUACUGGAUCGCAUGCAAUGCGUAUUUGAGCGUCUCCGAGAGAAAAAUCUCACAGUAAACCUAAAGAAAUGCGAGUUUCUGAAGACUGAGCUUAUCUACAUGGGUUACAAGUUGUCAAAAGAUGGAAUUGUACCGGAUGAGAGGAAAGUACAAGCUAUAGCUGACCUCAAACCACCAACUAAUGUGAAAGAAUUGCAAUCCUUUCUCGGCAUGGUGACAUACUGCUCCAAAUUCUCACCACACUUCUCAACUGUGACUGCACCAUUGCGUCAACUACUCAGCAAAGACACCAAAUGGAGCUGGGGUGAUGCGCAACGACAAGCGUUCAAUGAUCUUAAGAUCAUGCUGUUAUCCAGUGCGACACUUGCUUACUAUCAACCUGACGCAUACACCGAAAUCUUUACUGAUGCAUCCCCUGUUGGGCUUGGCGCAGUUAUAAUGCAACGUCAGCCAGAUGGUAUCUUAAAACCAAUUGGAUAUGCCAGUCGCUCACUACUAAAUGCAGAAACAAGAUAUAGCCAGAUUGAAAAGGAGUGCUUGGCUAUCCUAUUUGCAAUAGAGCGGUUUCGAAUCUAUCUUUAUGGUAUAGAAUUUGUUGUUAAAACCGACCACAAGCCGCUAGUGACAAUGCUCUCCCCUCGUAGGAAACAGCUUCCACCACGCAUUGAACGCUGGGUUAUGAGACUCAUGCCAUACGCAUUCAAGGUUGAGUAUCACCCACGCAGAACCAAUGGAGCAGAUUACCUGUCACGGUCAAACCCGAUGCAAGACAAUACACCAUCGCACCGAAUGACUGAGGAAUUUGUCAACUUUAUUCAAAGUAAACAACUACCAGUUGCCAUACCAAAGAAAGACAUUCGUGAUGCACAGAAUGAUGAUCCUGCCAUUGCCCUCAUUAAGAAACACCUUGCAUCUGGAACCAUUCCAAAAUUGGAUGUUAUUAAAGAGUAUUAUCCCUCACGUUUGCAACUAUCCAUUGUCAAUGACAUUCUCAUGUUUGCCAACAAAAUUGUCAUCCCGCCAACCCUGCGAGAAAGCAUCAUCUCCAUUGUACAUGAAGGACAUCAGGGACAAGUACGCACAAAACAACGUCUGCGGAAAAAAGUAUGGUGGCCACGCAUGGGCUCCUCGGUUGAAGCCCACAUUAAGUCAUGUCAUGGAUGUCAAGUCACCGCUGGUGCACAAAUCAAAACUCCAGUAGUAAUGACAGAAAUACCUGAUUCAGCUUGGUUGAUGUUGGGUUGUGACCUUUGCGGUCCGUUCCCUACUGGUGAACACCUGCUAGUAUGCAUUGAUUAUUACAAUGCUGCUAAUAUCGUUGACAAACUUCGUAAAAUGUUUUGUCGUUAUGGUGCGCUAGAGAUAAUAGUGACCGACAAUGGACCACAAUUCCGGAGCAAUACAGAUUUCGCUACUUUGAUGAAAGAAUUUGGGGUGGAGCACCGCAAAGUUACCCCAUACCAACCCGAGGCAAAUGGUGAGGUUGAAAGGAUCAACAGAAAUCUGAAGAAAACCAUCCAAGCUGCAAUUGCUGAAAAUCAGAACUGGCGAACUGCCCUCCAGAAUUACCUAUUAGCAUACCGUACCACACCGCACGCAACCACUGGUGCCACUCCUGCAGAGCUUCUGUUUAACAGACCGGUUAAAGACAAGCUACCAGCCUCAACCACAAGUUCCAAAAACACCAUGUCUGUCGUUAAAACCGCAUCCAAAAAGAGAGAAUCGCGAAAUAUGCAGACAAACGCAACAAUGCUCGCAGUCAUGUCAUCCAACCUGGGCAAAAGAUGGCGCGAUGAACCUUGUACUGUUACUGCUGUAAAAGGAAAUGCAAUUUUCAUUGAAGACGGUACAAAAACUAUGAUGCGCACUUCCUCUCACGUCAAACCCUACUUCAUGCGAAAUAACCAGCGGUCAAAUAAACGACAUCUUCAACAACCGACAGUGACAACCGAUUCUGCAACAGAAAGCUCUGAUGACGAUUUUGACCUGCCACCAACUGUAAACGACCCUGGGAACGAAACCGACUUGACGUCAUCUGGUGAUACCGUUGUCACAGAAAGCCCAUCCAGUGACGAGACCAUUGCGUAUGGCGAGGAAGAGGUGAAUGAUGAAGAACUCUUCGUUCCAAAUAGAAACACACGUACUCGAAACGUUAAACCACCACCUCGUUUCAAAGAUUUCGUUACUGCUUGGGAGAGAUGUGAUAUCUGUUUUGCCUCUCGCGCACGCGGAGCUUACAUGCCUUCCGACAUCGCCUUUGCUUUUAUAUUUUGUUACGGAUCUGUAGGUCAUUGUUUAGGAGAUCGUAAGAUGGACCUGAAAAUUAACCCGAUCCGAUUUGUAUUUUAUCUUAGUAUGUUAGGUCAGAGAAUAACAUUCAGUUAUCAACGAAUAUACAUGGUGUCAGAAGUGAGCCUUCGACUCCUGGAUAUUUUUCCAUCAAUUGGUGAGAUUGCACGCAAGCAAGCACUCUCUUAUCAACAAAAAAACAUCGUAAGUAGAAACUGA
Messenger RNA from Hydractinia symbiolongicarpus, 2832 nucleotides. RefSeq lists its product as uncharacterized. Gene Ontology annotation, biological process: DNA integration. Gene Ontology annotation, molecular function: nucleic acid binding. The record is from RefSeq and is a predicted model, not a curated record. NCBI's taxonomy places the organism in Eukaryota, Metazoa, Cnidaria, Hydrozoa, Anthoathecata, Hydractiniidae. The transcript is spliced from 4 exons. Bases 1 to 2832 code for a protein of 943 amino acids.